Molecule: messenger RNA, 888 nt
Organism: Polychytrium aggregatum
Lineage: Eukaryota; Fungi; Chytridiomycota; Chytridiomycetes; Polychytriales
Product: histidine-specific methyltransferase
Exons: 2
Molecular function (GO): methyltransferase activity
Source: RefSeq, a predicted model, not a curated record
CUUCGCAGCAUUCCCACACUGGUGCUCUAUGACGAUCGCGGACUCGACAUCUUUGAUAAAAUCACGUAUCUCGACGAGUACUAUCUAACCAAUGCCGAGAUCGACAUUCUCACCCGGCGUGCCGAUGAAAUCGUUGCAAGUGGCUUCCGUGGCCACUCCGAGGCCAUCUGGAUCGAGCUCGGCGUCGGGUCGAUGCGAAAGUCCACGUUCAUCUUUGACGCAAUCGUAAAGUCCAAUCGACAGGCCACUUACUAUGCCCUCGAUCUGUCGGAGCAAACCCUCAAGGACUGUCUCACGCUGCUCGCCAGCCAAUACCCCUCGAUCAACUUUGUCGGCCUCCUUGGCACCUACGAGGACUCGUUGGGCUGGAUCCGAGACCACUUGCCCGCAGACGUGCCCCGCUCGUUUCUGUGGCUCGGGUCGUCCAUCGGCAACAUGACCCGCCGCGAGGCCGGGGCCUUCCUGGGCAAGGUGUGCCGCACAGCCAUGAACCCGGGCGACCUCUUCUUCUGCGGUAUCGACCGCCGCAACGCCGCCCAAGUCAUUGCCAAGGCCUACGACGAUUCACACGGCGUGACCCGCGACUUUAUCAUGAACGGCUUGAGCCACGUCAAUGCCAUCUUUGGGUUUGCGUGCAUGGACCCGGGCUGCUUCGAGUACCUGUCGAUCUACAACGAGAAUGAGGGUCGGCAUGAAGCAUACUACCGAUCGCGCCAGAGCCAGACGAUCGAUCUGCGGGAGAACGGCAAGGUGCAGCUCGACGAGGGCGAGCUGAUCCACAUCGAGUACUCGUACAAAUACGCCCCAGCCGAGGUUGCCGGGCUGGCCCGGGUCUCUGGGUUCUCGCUCCAGGCGUCGAUGACCGACUCGCGCAGCCAGUACGAUUUG